This is a messenger RNA of Strongylocentrotus purpuratus (purple sea urchin), 2940 nucleotides long. RefSeq names its product synaptotagmin-2. Bases 215 to 1450 code for a protein of 411 amino acids. The transcript is spliced from 7 exons. The record is from RefSeq and is a predicted model, not a curated record. Gene Ontology annotation, cellular component: exocytic vesicle; plasma membrane. Gene Ontology annotation, molecular function: neurexin family protein binding. NCBI's taxonomy places the organism in Eukaryota, Metazoa, Echinodermata, Echinoidea, Camarodonta, Strongylocentrotidae. Gene Ontology annotation, biological process: exocytosis.
ACCAUGACGCAUUGACGUCAUUCAAUAAACAAGAUGGCGGAAACUCGAUAUGCCUCGAAGUUUUCAAGAGGAAAUUUUGCAUCAACUCGUAAAUCAUCUACUGCCGAUCGCGCUUUAGUUAGAGCUUGAAAGAAAUGUGAGAGAAGACGCUUCGGUACUGAAUUUUAAUUUCUAUUUUUCUAGCUUGUGCUUCAGAAGUUCAGACUGAUUGAUAAUGGGAUCAGCAAAUUCAUCAACCAGCGGCCCUGCAAGAGAGCCUGCACCCCAUGAGUCGGCGCAAGUCGAACAGAAUUUCCGCUCUGACAAUGAGCGAGUUAUGCAGCUUGCUCGGGCAAUGACAACUGCGAAGAAAAGACGUCACCAAACUCCGGCAUCAUUGAUGGCUAGUCAGGGAAAUGACUUUGAAACGUACAAUGAGAGCAUCUUUAUUCUGAAGCAGCUUUUCAAGCGCAUGGAUCCAGCAGUCACCAAGACAUUGGGAGAUGCCAAGGGAGAGGUGAAACUAUCCUUGAAAUAUGAUAAACGAAGGAGUAUGCUUCUCGUCAAAGUGGUAUCUGCAAGGGAUCUCAGUGCAAAGGACAUCAGAGGGCGCACAUCUGAUCCAUAUGUUCAGAUGGAACUCAUUCCUGACCUCCAUGAUGAAGGGAAGAAGUCAACUCAGUAUGUCAAGAAGACUCUCAAUCCCACCUUCAAUGAAAUCUUCACCUUCAAGCUGAGUGAAGAGGACAUUGCAGAGACUCAGUUGAGAGUGAGAGUACUAAGUCAUGAUCCGUUUGGGAAGGCUGACUUCAUAGGGGAGAACAUCAUCCAACUUGGAAGCAUGGAUUUCAGUGACAUCAUCACCAGCUGGUUCGAUUUGCAACCAGAGACUGAUCUGGGCAUCCAAGGAGAGCUCGAGAUCACCUUGACCUACCAGCUACCAGACACCCUGAAGGUCAGAGUUCAUAGUGCAGGAGGACUAGUCUGCAGGGAUGCUAAGAAGAUGCCACACCCCUACGUCAAGGUCCUGAUUCCAGGCAUACACAAGGUGGAGGAGACCAAGGUCCAGAAGAAGAUGCUGGAUCCCGUCUGGGAGGAGACCUUUGACUUCACGCUGGCUCAGGAGGAGUUCACGAACAGAUAUUUGGUCCUGCAUGUGCUUGACAAAGCUCUAGUUGGAGACAGUGAGGACAUGGGACAGGUGUUCAUUGAUCUGGAUAAUUUGGACAUCAGUCAGGGGUUCUCAGGAAAGUUCCCUUUGGCAGACUUGAAAAACUCUGAGAGGACAAGGACCAAGUGGUCACAGACUGCUACAGUGCAAGAGUUCCGGGAAGCUAUGUAUGCCCACUCUGUAUACAGGUACCCAGGCUUAGUCUUUCAGAAGCAGAGAGGCAACAAGGUGUUGACAGUCCACAGUCGUAAGGCAGGGUCUUCUGCAAAGGUUCGGAUCGUUAAUGGAGUACCAACUUGAAAUUCCCUUUCAUCAUCAUCAGCUGGUCAUGCAUAGUCUGAACUCUGAAUCCAGAUGCACUGGGCCUGACUAAAGCAGAUAUUGAAUGUGGUUGUAAAUAGUUGUAAACUAUUUUACAUCAAUAUCUAAUGCAACUCCGUGCCACUGGUCAGUAUUCUUGAAAGUGGACUAAACUACUUAGGCCACGUUUAAACACAACUAAAAGCAUUGAAUAAGUCCAGCCAGUUAUGAAGUACUAAAUGUCAACCUCUACAUCAUCUGUUUAAGUUACAAUAAUUCAGUGACUAAAUUAAACCACAAAAAUAUUUUCACAAUGAAAUAUUUUGUUCUCACUUUCAUUGAAUGAUUGAAUUAUUUUCACUUUUGGGAGUAUUUUGUUACACAAUUAGAGUAAUUUGUUCAAAAUGAGAUUGUUGACAUCUGGUCUUCUAUAAGUCAGUGGACUUUUAAAGGUGAGCCAAGUUUGAUUUAAUUCAUUUUUAAGAAUAAUAGUCGUGACUCAUGAGUUUUACCCCUUUCGGAUGCAGGACUCCUUACUUGAAAUGCAGUUUUCUGACGCAGUCUUCUCUUUUAUUCAAAAUCUGUAUUCACACUUCUCUCCAUACAAUGAGAUAGUGCUCCAACACAAAUACAGGAUCAAAGGACCAUUAAUCUUUUUUAUAUUAAGCACAUUAAUAUCAGAAAUCCUAGCAGAUAGGGUUUGGGUGGUUUUGUUUUAUUUGUGCUUUUAUUUGUAUAAUUGAUGACAAACAGGAUUUGUGUGUGUACUCAUAUGUAAAAAACAUAUUUAUUCUCAAUGAAUUCAUUAGAAAGGACACAUAUAUUGGGUGAUUUUUUUUAAAGUAGGGUAGGAAUAAUCAUUCAAAAAUUCACCUUGAGCUCCAUUUUAUUGUAUGCAAUUUUGAGUAUGUAUAUGCAAUUAUUUAAAUGAUAAUGUCUAUUAAUUGAAAAUUGAAGUAGCAAAAUAAAGUUUUUUAAUUUUCAUCAAUAUUUUUUUUUAUCAGUAUCAAUACUUUCUGUCAAUAUUUGCUGUAAACAAUGAUGUAUGCAUGGUCUCAUUGUUGACUAUCAUUUUCUUCUACUGAAUGAAUUUAAGUAUUCAGUAACCAACAUGUCUCUGUUGUACUCAUAGUUAUAUAGCUAACUAUGCCGUAAAAUGAGUUUGCUAGUAUGUAUAUUAUUUAGUGGUUUGAAUGAAGAGGUAAUAUUAAAGUAAUUAUGACAUUUCUACAAUUUUGUGAAUUGUAGAAUAUUCUCCUUGUAUAGAUAGAUUAUAUGUUUUUAAUAUUCUUAUGAUAUUGUAUAAUAUUUGUUUGAGUGUGCAAGUGUGUGUUUAUGUUUGUUAAUAUUGGAUUUCACAUGUACACAAAAUUGUAAAAUCAGGAAUAAUAGGAAAGAAUGCAACUCAUCUCAUAAUUUUGAACCAUGUGAAAUACAUUUUGAUGUAACAAAUACAUAGAUAAAUUUAAGAAUAAAGGAUAUAUUUCUGA